AAAUCUAACCUUAGCUCAAAUUUCUGAAAAGUCGUGCUGCGCUUCUUCAAAAUUUCACAAGAGCGAGGCCGAUUUGUCAACAAUUUUGAAGACAAGAGACCAGAAACCAGGUAGAAAGAUACAUUUUUAGGUUUUCGAGGAUUGCUGAGCUUCACUAAGUUGAGAACUUGACAUCAUGGCCAGGAGGAGAUCUCUAAGAUUACAUCCAUCUGAUGGUGAUGAUGACGUUGUAUCCGAUGAGGAAAAUCUGAAUGAUUUGUCUUUCUAUGAUGGCCCUCCCUGGCAUCCUCCCAACGUCAUCUGUGAUAAUCUGAAUGAGUCAGGCAUCAGGAGUAAUGGGCACCUUGUUCAACAGCGAGAUGUUGAGAAUGUGGUGAAACUUUUGGAGGAGGACUGCACCGUCCCCUUUAUAGCACGUUACAGGAAGGAACAGACCAGUAAUAUGGAGGCAGCAGUAAUAAGAGAAAUAAAAUCUUCACUCGAGGAGCUGAAGGCAGUCCAGGAGAAGACAAGAUUUCAUCUGCUGAAACUUGGAAAGGAAAAAAAGUUAUCGACGGACAUACGGGAAAAGCUCUGUAACUCCUACAGCAUGGAGCAACUGGAACAAUUGGUUGCUCCUUUUAAAAGUGGUUCAAAAACAACAUUGGCUGAGAGAGCCAGAAAGGCUGGAUUAGAGCCUGCAGCAGAGAAAAUUUUGGGAGAUAAAGGUCUCUUUAACGUACAGGACUACAUCCAGUCAGAAGGAUGUACAAGGACUGCUAAAGAGGUAGAGGAAGGUGUGCAGCACAUUGUUGCUGAAGUGAUAUCCAAGGACAAGGCCACAGUGGACUAUCUGAGAUCUUGUGUGAAAGAGAUGAGUUCACAGAUAUUCUUAUGUGUGAGCAAAGCCUCGCAGGCGAGGAAGAAGACCAAGAAAGACCAGCAAGUAGACUUUGAGAAAUUCCAGUCCUACAUGGACAAGAAGCACUGCAUAAAUACGGUCAGACCUCAUCAGGUCUUGGCCAUAAACCGAGGAGAAGAGCUCAAAGCUCUCUCCGUCAAGGUUAGUCUACCGGACAGACUCAACGAGAGAUUCAUCCACUGGUGCAAGACUAAGUGGUGCUCCAACACUCAGCCCAACUCAUAUGCUGCUAGGAUCAUCUGUAUUUCAGUAGAGGAUUCCUAUAAUCGUCUUAUGGCUCCGAUGAUCAUGAGGGAGAUCAGAUCCAAGUUGAACAAAACUGCAGAGAAAGCGUCCAUUGAAGUAUUCACCCAAAAUCUCCAUCGGUUACUACUUACACCACCGGUCAAAGGCAGGGUUAUAUUGGGAAUAGACCCAGGGUUCAAGAAUGGCUGCAAGCUAGCCGUCAUAUCUGCCACAGGUGAAAUCGUAAUGACUGAUGUAAGCUACAUGCAUACGGGGAAUAGGUAUCUUGAGAAGCGAAGAAUGACCGAUCUCAUCCGUAAAUUCCAAUGUGAAACCAUCGGCAUAGGUAAUGGAACAGCGUGUCGUCAAACUGAGGAGUUCAUUUCAGAGGUCAUAAGGUCAAAUUCUUUUCAUCCACUUCAUGUCCAAUAUUGCAUUGUGAAUGAAGAUGGAGCAUCAAUAUACAGUGUGUCACCUGAAGCUGAGAAAGAGAUGCCAAAGUUAGAUCCAAACAUUAGAAGUGCAGUAUCAAUCGCAAGAAGACUUCAAGACCCUCUUGCUGAACUUGUCAAGAUAGAUCCAAAACACAUAGGUGUUGGCAUGUACCAGCAUGAUGUGCCAGAGAGAUUACUGAAGGCAGCGUUAGGAGAUGUGGUAGAGGAAUGUGUGAGUUUCGUUGGAGUGGAUCUCAACAUUUGUUCAGAAGUUCUGCUCAAAUGGGUCUCAGGCAUCUCAGCGGGUCUAGCUAAGAAGAUAAUAGCCCACCGUCAGAGGGUUGGAGCAUUCACCAAUCGUCAGGUGCUGCUCGAUGUGAAGGGCCUUGGACCCAAGACCUUCAAACAGUGCGCCGGGUUUGUCAGGAUCAACCCCUCGAGUAAUAAUACCGCUGAGCAGACUACCAAGGAUGAGGUCAUCGUCAUAUCGACAAGUGAGGAUGAAGAAGACGUAAAACCCUUGGCAAGAAAACGAGGGAAGACAUCGGCCGGGCCAUCAAAGAGAAGAAAGAAAGCAGCUCCCCCUCCUCCCACUGAGCCAGAGCCACUGGAUGCCACCUGGAUUCAUCCAGAAUCUUAUGAAGAAACAAGAAAACUCUUAAAGAUGGCGUUUGCAAGUGGAAAGGACAUUGGCAGUGAGAGCAUCAAACAUAAACUAGACAAUCUGAUCAAGUCAAGAGGUAAAGAAUCAUUAGCAGAGAGUAUUGGUGUGGGCGAGCCGACAUUAGACUUGAUUAUCAAUGGAUUGCAACAACCAAGAAAUUAUGAUAUCCGAGUGGAAUUUGAGAAGCCUCUGUUCAAGCAGGAAAUCAUCACGAUCGAGCAAAUCAUGCCGGGCAUGAGACUCUCCGGACGGGUGGUCAACGCAGUCCACUUUGGAGUGUUUGUAGACGUCGGCUUGGCAGACCACGGCCUCUGCCACAGAAACCACAUGCCGCAUCACAUCUUGCAGGGAAAGGUCCUGGGACCGGGCGACAAGGUAGAGGUGGUGGUCACGGAAAAGAAACUGGUGAACGGAAGAAAGUGGAAUAUUAGCUUGAGACUUGUAGGUUUAAGCUGAUAUGUCCGUCUGCGUGUUUGGGAUAGUUGUAGGUGUGUCACAUUGUAGGGGGAAAGGUCUUGGGACUGGGCGAUAAGGGGAGGUGGUGGUUAUGGAAAAGAAGUUCAUGAACAGAAGAAAGUGGAAUGUCAGCUUGAGAAUCGUAGGUUUAAGUUGAGCUGUCCUUCUGUCUGUCUGGCAUAUUUCUAGGUGUGUCCGUAUGUCACUUUCAAAGACUAAUUGUCUUUUUUUUUCUCUUUUUUUUAAGCUCCUGUGUGAUUUUUAUAUGUGUCCUUGGUAACAUGUCAUUUGCUCUUAAUAAGGAUGGAUGGGACAUUGCUAAUACUUUUCAUCUGUUCUCUCUUAUCUUCUCUAUGAUUUCUAUAUGUCUCUUGGGUAACGAUAUCUGAAGAUAUAAGAUGAGGGUUAGGGUUGUGAUGGGUAUUUAGUUCAGAAUCAUUUGAGGAUUAAGUUUAAGCUCAGGUUUGAAGCUCGUGUUUAUGUUUGGCCUAAUGAGUGAAUUUCAGUAGGAUCAAUGGUAUGUUGCAGGGGCAAAAUAUCUCUUUAUUUCCAAUCCAUCUUGUACAAGGCUUAUUUAUUGAUGAUGGAGAUAAUGAAUAUAGUAAAAAAUGAAGUAAUAUGCACAUAGUAAUGAUGAUAAUCUCUUCACAAAGCUGUAAGGAGAAUAUCACUUUCAAAAUGUUGAUUUCUGUAUGUUUCUUUUUUUAUUGGCCAAUACACUUAUCUCUCAUUCUAACUCGCCUUGAACAAGGCUUAUAUAUCGAUGAUGAGGAAAGUUUAUGGAAUGUAAGCAGUGUUCCAAACCUUGUCGCAGAGUUGUUACGAGAACAUUACUUUGAAAGUAUAUGAUUUAUAUAUGCUUCUUGUUUUAUCGGCCAAUGCUUGUAUCUCCUAUUCCAACUCACCUUGGAAAAGGCUUGGUCCUAUUUAUUGAUGACGAAGAUGAUGAGUAAAGUUGUAAGCAAUCCUCAUCACAGAGUUGCUACGAGAAUAUCAUUUUGAAAGUGUAUGAUUGUCAUGUUUCUGUCAAUAUCUCUAAUUCCAACUCACCUUAUACAAGGCUUUGAUUGCUGAUGAUGAGUAAAGUCGAAGUCAUGUAAGCAAUGACUGUAACCUCAUCACAGAUUUCUUUAUCACAUGGCAAGCUCAGUUUGACAAAAGAUGUUGAUUUUAUUUAGCAUUCAAGAAUGCCAUAAGGCAAUGCAAUGCAAGAAUGUAAGUCAUAAACUGCAAUUAAGUAUAAACAACUCUAAAUCACAACUUAAAUUUAAUCCAUUGUUUUCUUUACAUUCCUUUCAAGUUCAGGGAAAAUGUGGGUAAAUUUUUUUUUCUGUAGCAGAGAUAAAAACCCCUGAAGAUAAAAAGUGGUAGUUGCCACCGCUUACUGCAUUACAAAAGUUAAAGUAGUAAGAAUUUAUUUGAGUGCAAUUACAGGCCUACGUUAAUAAAUUUACAAAGGUCUUAUUUUGAGAAAUACUGAACGUUGAUUCAGGUUGUGUUUAAUAUUGUUUUAUUCU
Messenger RNA from Lytechinus variegatus (green sea urchin), 4197 nucleotides. RefSeq names its product S1 RNA-binding domain-containing protein 1-like (gene srbd1). The record is from RefSeq and is a predicted model, not a curated record. Lineage: Eukaryota; Metazoa; Echinodermata; Echinoidea; Temnopleuroida; Toxopneustidae. Bases 176 to 2680 code for a protein of 834 amino acids. The transcript is spliced from 19 exons. Gene Ontology annotation, molecular function: mRNA binding; structural constituent of ribosome. Gene Ontology annotation, biological process: nucleobase-containing compound metabolic process; translation.